AGUCUAUUACCUAAAAGAGCAAGCAAAUCUAAAAAUAAAAUAGAUCUAAGACCUAGACUGUAGCAGUGUAGCCAUCGUGAUAUCACUAAUGUUUUAAAUGUUACAUUGUAAAUACGCUGGUAGUCGAUACUGCUCUAUCAUAGCUGACUAAAUAUCCGUAAAUAGUGAAAUAUUGCAAAAGAAAAAAACAAAUGUUUAUUAGAUCUAGACAUUCUUAAAUCUAUACUGCAGUAAUAACAGUAGUUCAAGAUAAAGUGUUAAAGAUACACCAUGUAUCACAACUAUGUGAGCGCAGGUUAUGGGGGUGGUGUUACUAACCCUUACGCACAGCAGCCUUACUACAGUCCACCUUCCUUUGGGCCAGAUCCCCCUUCUUCUGCCUUGUCCAAUAUAAAUGAACAGGCAGCGACUGCACUUUUAAAACAUUUAGAUCGACAUGAACUGGAGGAUUUAUUACAAAAUGAUUCUAAGCUUCAAAGUCUCAUAGAUGACUUGCCUCAGGUCAAGGCUCUUCAGGUAGAACAUGACAACCUUGUGGUCACAACAAAAAGUCUGGCAGAGUAUAACUUAUCAUUGCAACCUAAACUUGAAAGUUUAAAGCAGGAUGUAGCAGAGAGGUAUCAGAGAGCAAAUUCUCUACGGACAGGUUUAAUAGAACAAAAAGCAGUUUUAGAUAGUUUGACAGAUAGGCAAUCUUUAGAUACAGUACUGGCACUGCUGCAGACAGAAACAGCAAAAACAGAAGAGGAGUCUGAGGAAUUAGCUGAUGGUUUUUGUGAAGGCCGACUUGCUGCUGAAGAGUUCCUUGCUCAGUACUUGCCCAAACGCACCCAAGCUCAUAUUAGACGCAUUAAAAGUGAGAGAUUUGCUGAGCUGAUUAGAAAUGGCCCAUCUGCCGUCACAACCACCAGUAUCCCCCCUGCAAACAGUUGGGGGGCAACACAUGCCCAGCCUACCAACUCAGCACCGUAUCCAACACAAGUUCCUAGAGGGCCUGCUCCAAAACCUCCAUAUCCUAUUGGAGCAGGCUAUGGCAUGCCACAGCCAAGCUUAUAUAACCGAUGAUGUCAUUUUACUUUCUCCAUUUAUGUUGAAUUGCUCAUAGUGAUUUAGUCCUGUACUUUCAAUAGUCACUUGGAAAACAAAAGAAGACAGAUUCUUUACAAAUGAAAAUUUUUUAUUUUGGUUUACCGGUAUUUAAAUGAAUGAUGAGUGUAUUUUCUUUCUGUAGUUUUGUUGCUCAUCUCAAAGUUUCCAAGAAUCCUACGUGAUUAUUGUACAUAAUGUUGUUGUAUUUACAGAGUUGAUGUUCCCAUGUUUUGUACAGAAGACGAUACAAUAUGAACUGAUAAUAUUUUGUACAAACAUAGUUUUGUUCACCACCCUUUAUGAACCAUUAUUAUUAUUAGACAUACAUUAAUGAUAUGGCUGUUCUGUAAAAUAUAUUAAUAACAUGCAAGCUCUUAACAACACAUUAGUGUUUGGAUUAGACAACCUCAAGGGAAUUUAAUCGAUUCUGAGACAUGACUGUCUGUAUCAUUAAUAGCUUUUUUUCUUAUUUUGAAUAAUUAUUUGAACAUAAUUUGUUUUCUUCAUAGAGUUUAAAAAAAGUACCAAAAGAAAAAAAAAACAAUUGAAUCUUCAAUAAAUGUACAGAAAAAAAAAAUUCUGGACAUUCUUAAUUUGAUUAAAUUAGGUCCUAACUUUGGUUGCUCAUUUAGGUCAGAAGCCUUGACUUAUUUUGCUCAGCCAUGCUAUAAAGAAAAAAAAAAGCUGAUGACUCUGGGUUGUCUCUUAUAAUGUGCCAUCUAUUGUUAUUAGUGGCAGUCCUAUAAAUGGAUACCUAUUGAGGUACAAAAUUUUAAAACUCUCUAGUCAAAAGAUUUAAUUUAGUGACCUUAACAACCUGUUGGGAAGUCUUCAACUACAAAUAAAAAUAAAUAAAUCCUUUAUUAGAUCCUGUCUUAUUUUUAUUGUUCUAAUUUACCUUUGCUAAUCAUCAGAUUCUUUCUUUCAUGUAAAAGCUGCUAUUUUCAUUGAGGAAACUCAUGCAAUCAGUUUUCUAGCUUUUUGAAUCCUUCACUGUAUUUCUUUUAAACAAGUCUGCAUUCUUAAUGUAUGAAUACAUAAGUCAUGUGCCAGUAUAAUGAAAUGUUGAUACAUUUUUAUGAUGACUGUUAUCUCUUUUAAAAGAGAACAUUUUGUUUUCUUAAUUGUUUACAGAAUUAUUUACUUUUCUAACCUUUUACAAUAUAAAUGUAUGGUUUCAAACGUAAAAGUGGUGCCUGUGUAUUCAUAGCUGUCUAGGAUUUCAUGAAACUCAUGGAAUGAAAAUUUGUUUUUGUGCAUAAGUACAUUAAUGGGCUUUUGUGCUAGACAAUGGGCCACAGACAUGAUAGACAUUACAAUUGAAGUUUGCGUUAUAAUUAUUCUUAUACAAAGGAAAGUUUUUUUGUGUUUUUUUUUUCAGAAUCAGAAAAAGAAUUCAAUAAUUAAAAAAACAAAAACUUAAAGAAAUCAGAUCAGAUUACUUUAUUGUUGAGUGACUUCAAGAUGCAAGAGCACACAUUCAAAAUUUGAUCAUUUUUAGUCCUUUUUUUUGUUUCAGAUUUAUCUUUUCAUUGUAUAUUAAAUAUAACAAAAAUAUAGUACCUUGAUAUUAGUCCUGUUGAGUUAUUAUUAUUUAAAGUGAUUUAAUCUUUAAUUCAUAGUAUUUCUCUUUUUUUUUUUUAAGACUCGUCUUAUUUCCUUUUUUACAGAGUGGAAUAGUUCAUUGUAUAUGGACAGACAAAAUUAUAUUUGAAUAACUGAUAAACAAUUGAUGUCUUUAAACUAAUGAAAUAAUUCAUAUCCAUUCAUUAAUAAUUUUUCCAUUUAUUGUGGACAUGAUUACUAGUAUUAGUGUUUAAAAGACAUUUUCUAGUUUUUUGCAACAAGAAAAUGGUCACUUGUUUACUUUUAAUCUCUGCUGUACUUGGUAAAACUAUGAAUAUAAAUAACUACAGAACUUAUGAGGUGGCUAGUUUGCAAGAAUCAUGGUUUCAAAUAAAUAAGUGUUUAAAAUAGAUGAGUUAAUAGAAUUAAAAUGUCUACCUUGCUUGAAUUGUUUUAAAUAAUUAUAAUUUGACAAUAGUAGUUGUGUUUCAAAAUAGGGUUACAUUUAUUCAGGCUUGAUAAAACAGUUAUGUUUUAUGCUUUAAGAAGGCUUAAGCUGAAAAAUCUUUGGGAAGUUUUUAGCUGCAUUUGCAAUAUUGAUAUUUUGACCUCUUCCCCCCAACUUUUUUUUUUUUUUACUUGUAUUUUGUCAGCUCUUCAAUACACUCCUGCUCCUGCUUUGCCGAGCUUUAAAUCUACAUGGUCUCCUUUUUUUUUUCACUUUAUGUCUUGGUCAUGUGACUCAGGAAUCUUUGCGAGAAGCACACUUUAUUGAGAGGCUGAUUAACGCAUGAAUGUUUGGUUUGUUUUUAACUUAUGAUUUAUACACCUAGUGCUUGAUUUUGUCUUAAGCUGUGUAUGUGUCAAGGGGAAUGAGCUGUUCUCACUGUCAGCUAGAUUGUAAUUUGAUUUGUCAUUGUCAUAAUGUUAUGUACUCAAGGAAUGAAAUGCUUUGUAAAUGAGAAAAGUGACAUGAUGCUUGAGAUGGUCCUACUUAAUCAAUCAAUACAAUUGUAUUUUUUAGUGUCAAUAAGAGAAAUGUUCAAAACAAAUGCAUUGAAAAAUAAAUAUUUUAUUUAUGCUAAUGGCAUUCAAAUGAUGCACUAUCAACCUUGUCAUAAGAAAUUUAUAAUACUAUGGACUCCUUAAGACGGGAAGUGACUAUGAAUCAUCUCAUAGAAAUGAGAUAAAACCUGGGCAUUACUAUGGUCUGAACAAUUUUGCCAGCACAGCAGUUCCCCCCCCCCCCC
This is a messenger RNA of Biomphalaria glabrata, 3905 nucleotides long. RefSeq names its product vacuolar protein sorting-associated protein 37B-like. The record is from RefSeq and is a predicted model, not a curated record. Gene Ontology annotation, cellular component: ESCRT I complex. The coding region runs from base 271 to 1065 and encodes 264 amino acids. The transcript has 5 exons. Gene Ontology annotation, biological process: protein targeting to membrane; protein targeting to vacuole; ubiquitin-dependent protein catabolic process via the multivesicular body sorting pathway. Lineage: Eukaryota; Metazoa; Mollusca; Gastropoda; Planorbidae.